Messenger RNA from Staurois parvus, 774 nucleotides. NCBI's taxonomy places the organism in Eukaryota, Metazoa, Chordata, Amphibia, Anura, Ranidae. The record is from the annotation of a GenBank genome assembly.
AUGAGUUGCCAUUCGGUGUCAAAGGACUCGCCCACCCUACCGGAGUCAACCGCCACGGACAUGGGCUACUACAGCGGUCCUUUAGCUGGUAGCCAACAUGACUACUACCAGAGUCAGGCAUAUUCUCAGUCGCUUAAUCCCUACAGCUACCACCAUCACCCCCAAUUUACCAUGGGUGGGCUAGUAGGGGCUGAUGGCUUCAUGCCCAAGGAUGAUUACCAGUAUGGAGGUGGAUAUCGAUCUUAUGGACAUUUUCGGGAGGCCCCACCUCAGGAGCCAGCCGUGUCAGUUAAAGAAGAGCCAGAAACCGAGGUACGAAUGGUCAAUGGGAAACCCAAAAAGAUCCGGAAACCAAGAACCAUCUACUCUAGUUAUCAACUGGCUGCACUGCAGAGACGCUUUCAGAAGGCCCAGUACUUGGCGCUGCCGGAGAGGGCAGAGUUGGCGGCCCAGCUAGGACUUACACAGACACAGGUGAAAAUCUGGUUCCAGAAUCGCAGGUCAAAGUUCAAGAAACUUUAUAAAAAUGGCGAAGGACCAGGUUUGGAACACAGUCCUAACAACAGCGACUUCAUGGCUUGCAAUUCACCGUCCUCCCCACCCAACUGGGAAAACAGCCGAAGCCGAACUCCCCAGCAACAAAGUCUUCCUCACUGCUCAUCCCCAACCUAUCUUGAGAACUAUAAUCAAUGGUUUAACCAACAGAACCAACCAGGACCACAUCUACAGCCUCCUGAUGCCUUGCACCAACCGCCACCUAAUCCCGUGUAUUAA